GUUUAAUACAAACCAAAUAAUAUGAUACCUACAAACCUUUGUUUAAUUCAAAGAGUUUAAUAAUAUAUAUGGUUUAAUUAUUUACCUCAUCAAGAAAUAAGUCUUGGAAACAACGUUAUGUGAAUUAUUCAUAACAAUACAAUUUAUUUCAUAAUAUGUUUCAUAAAGAUUACAGUAACUUUGUCCGACCAACAAAUGACAGUGAAAUUAACAAACCCACUGUAAACUUUCCAUUUCUAUCUGGUGAACAAGCCAAAAAACUUUAUCUGGAAGAAGUUCAGAAUUCGGCGAGCCACAGUGUCUUUUCUACUACAAAUACUAGUUAUAUAAGGGAUAAAGGAAGCUGUAAUCGCAAGAGGAAAAAUUCCGUUAAACUCACAGACAGGGAGUUGUUUCAAUGUGUUCAAAACAAUGAUGUUGAGUUGAUAAGUGUCGCGUUAGAUACAUCUCCAGAAAAGAUUAACAUUGUUGAUGAAUUUGGGUGGAACUUGCUUAUGAUAGCAUGUCAAGCAAAUUCGAUAGAAACUGUUAAAGAAUUAUUAAAGCGCGGAAUUGACACUUCAGUUAGAGAUAAAUCUGGGAAUUCUGCACAGAGUUUAGUUAUAAAAAAUAAAAAUUACACUCUAGCUGAUAUAUUACUAAGUCACAAAUCAAAUGAAGAUGAGAAUGAAUGUAAAACCUCUAAACAAAUUAAGGUCAAGCUAAAAGAGGAAUAUAAAUGUGAGAUUUGCAAUAAUACAACUUUUCCUGAUAAACAAGAGCAUCUAUCAUCCACUGUUCACAAUAUAAAUGCCAGUAAAGGGAAGAAAUUGCCUGCAAACUAUGUGAUACCUCAAUCUAACAAAGGUUACCAAAUAAUGGUAAAAGGAGGGUGGGAUAAAGAAACAGGCUUAGGUCCAGAUGGUACUGGCACUAAAUAUCCAAUUAAACCUGUGAUGAAAAAAGAUAGAACAGGUCUAGGUCUCAAACCAAAAAAGGAAGGCAAUGUAGUGAAGGAAUCCUCGAAAGUGAUAAAUAGAAAAAUAAUAGCAAGGGAACAAUACAAUAAUAGAAGAAAAGAAAUCAAUUUCAGAAGAGAAUUUUACUAAUUAAGAAUUACCUAGUGAUAUUUUUGAUACUGCUCACAA
Messenger RNA from Colias croceus (clouded yellow), 1127 nucleotides. Its product is annotated as G patch domain and ankyrin repeat-containing protein 1 homolog. The coding region runs from base 156 to 1088 and encodes 310 amino acids. The record is from RefSeq and is a predicted model, not a curated record. The transcript has a single exon. Gene Ontology annotation, molecular function: protein binding; nucleic acid binding. NCBI's taxonomy places the organism in Eukaryota, Metazoa, Arthropoda, Insecta, Lepidoptera, Pieridae.